Cavenderia fasciculata is the source of this 1686-nucleotide messenger RNA. RefSeq lists its product as uncharacterized. The transcript has a single exon. The record is from RefSeq and is a predicted model, not a curated record. NCBI's taxonomy places the organism in Eukaryota, Evosea, Eumycetozoa, Acytosteliales, Cavenderiaceae. The coding region runs from base 1 to 1686 and encodes 561 amino acids.
AUGACUAGCCAACAACAACAAAGCAAAGGUGAUGAUCGUCGUCAUCAUCAUCAUCAUCAUGACCAAGACGAUUCUAUCAUUCUUCCAGCAUACAUUCAAGAAAAGAUUGUCGAAUAUGCAUUACAAAAGUCUGGUUCAAAGUCUUCUACAAACAGUCGUGGUUGUUCAUUCCCAAGCAAGCGCGUAUUGAAUCGUUGGGGUGAGGUGUCACUUGCGGUAGUAUGUUGGAGAUGGUUUAAUAUCAUCUCUAAAAGAUCUACCUCUUACAUUUUAAACACUGGUUUACAAAGUAGUUUAAAUAGAUUAGAAUCCAUUCUAAAUAAUCAAAUCAAUAAUAAUAAUCAAAAUAAUCAAAAUAAUAAUAAUUAUAAAUAUAAAUUGGUUAAAAGAAUAGAGACAUUGGUUAUUACAACACCUCAAUUGUAUAGAUCAAUGGGACCAAAAGCAUUUUAUAAUCUUGGAGAACUGUUAAAAAAGGCCAAUAGUGUGACCAAGAUCAAGUGUCGAUACCAAGGUACGGUCAUACCCUCUCUUGACCAACUCGUCCCUCCAUCAGUGACCGAUCUUUCGUUUGACGAUACCGAUAGCUCUUUUAAGAAUCACAGAGAUUCCUUUAUGGCGCAGUUUGAGUCUUCAACCCUUCCUCCAAUGGAGAGACUACAAGUACAGAUGUGCAGAGAACCAGGAAACAACGUUUUAUUCAACAAGAUGUUCCUUUCCAAAUCGCUCUCGUUGGAUGUGUAUGACAGAAUACCUUUUCGUGCUCCUCCCAACAACGUAGACAUGACAGAGCUCUUUUUAAAUGGUGCAGUCAGUCUUGUCGAGAUUCGGGGAAUAUUGGAGAACCUAAAGUCGCUCCGUGUGCUUGGUCUGGGACGCUUCGAGAUUUUUGGCAAAGACCAACAACACCAUGCCGACCAUUUAAAAGAGGUGGAGCGACUCUUUUACCAAUCCAAAACCAUCAAAGAGUUGUCGUUGGGAUACUAUCUCACCGAUGGUCAACAACCACUAUUCACCCACGAAUUCUAUGCCGGGUUGGUCGCCAACAAUAAGGUCAUCCGGGCAUUGGCAUUGACUCCAGUCGAAGAGGCAACACGACAAAACAAAAUCUAUUCGAUCGGUUUGUUUGAAGCGUUGGCAUCAAACAACACGCUCUCCAGUCUCUCACUGCGUCAGUUGGCCGCUGUCCACGCACCUAUGCUCCAACACAUGCUCCAACACAACAAAUCCAUCCAAUACUUGACAUUGGAUUGGACAAGUCGAGUAAAUAAGCGACUCCUUGCCUUCUCCGGAGACCUCUUGGAAUCCGUCGCCCAAAACACCUCACUGCUCGAAAUAUCAUUCCCAAUGACAAACUUUGAAAGUGAUCCGAGCGAUAGUGAGACGGCAAAGGUAUUGCCACGGUUGCAGACCAGCACAUCUCUACUGAGAGUGUUUGUCAAGCCCCAGCUAGCAGUCAGCAGAACCGAUCCUUCCCAACCAUUCCUCUCCGAGAAGGAAAUCUUUCCUACUAGUGUCACAAUCAAACGUUCAAAAGUCACCACCAUGCCAACCAAUGUCCCUCUCUUGGGGUACAUUAAUGACCCCCACCUCGAUCUUUCACAAUGGGAUGAAAAUGAUGUUCCCUAUGACCUAAGACAACAACGUCAACAACGUCAACAACAACAACAACAACAAUACUAUUAA